Molecule: messenger RNA, 811 nt
Organism: Chironomus riparius
Lineage: Eukaryota; Metazoa; Arthropoda; Insecta; Diptera; Chironomidae
Source: the annotation of a GenBank genome assembly
UUUAUAGCCCCGCAAUAACAAAUCACAAAAUAUUUGCGAUUCAGUUCUUUGAUUAAUAUUUAUUAUAUUGUGAUAUUAGAAGUGAAAUGGCGAACUUAAAGCAAGAUUUGGAUGAAUAUAUGUUAAUGAAUGAAGAUAAAAAGUCAUCUAGUUAUAAAAUUCCAAGCUUUAACGUAAAAAUGCCAAAAAUACCAUUUAUUAGCUCUGAAUCAUCUUCGUCAUCUACAACCAACAGCUGGCUAAACGAUCAAGAUGACAGCUCAUGCUGUCCCAAAUUGAAUAGACUACAAAGGAUAGCAGCAUGUGUGAUUUGCAUUGGGCUUGGAUGCUUCUGUUUGGUGCUUUCUACAUUCUAUAUACCAGUACUAGUAUUCAAAGCUCGCAAGUUUGCAUUAUUAUUUACAUUAGCAAGUUGCUUAUUUAUUGCUGGUUUUGCAUUUCUUGUUGGACUUAAAUCGCUCAUAUCAUCAAUGUUUUCAAAACAAAAGCUAAUUGUUUCUAUUUCUUACACAAUAUGUCUCAUUUUAACUUUGUACUUUUCAAUGUUUAUGCAAAGUACAGCUUUAACUGUAUUGUUUGCAGUUUUACAAAUAAUAUCGCUUAGUUUCAUGCUCUUCGGGAUUGCACCAAAAGGAACCAGUAGCUCUUUCAAAUUAUUUGGAACUUUAUUUAAACAUCAAGCUUCAUCAACUUUACCCAUUUGAUUCUGGUCAGUUCUAUAUAUUUUGAAAUUGAUAAUUAACAUGAAUCAUUUGUAAAACAAAAUUCCUGACAAUGUAAAAAUAAAAUACAUAUUUUUAUAAAUAUUUAA